GACAACGACAUGGGUCUGGGCCAUAUAAUAAACACAAAUCCGGGUGGGUUAGUCCAAACCCGAUCAGAUCCGAUCCGAUCCAGAGUGGAUGAAACGAGACGCGCUGUUGGUGGUUAUGUGGUCUACCCCAGUAGCCAAUUGUUUUACUUCUCUCUCUAUUCCUCUAAUCAUAACCCAGUCUCCCACUUCAAAAUUCAAACAAACAGCCUUUAUAUUUUCAACAGCAAUAAACGACAACUAUUUGUUUCAAAUUACAAUUGUUAAUUCUUUCACGUUUACUGCUUCCAAGCAAUUGCCCUUUUUGGUUGGUUAUAUGUUACGUUAAGAGAGCCCCAACUGCUUUCGUUUCCAUUUUUUUCUUUUUUAAUUAUUCUCUUAAAAGUUUUCUCCCAAUAAUUCUCUUCCACUUUCUUUUUUCUGAUUUCUGGGAUAUUGAAGAUUCAGAAUGCCGAAUUGGGCCUUGACGAACUGUUGCCAGCACAACCAAGUUGUCUUCUUGGCAACUAUUGGAGUCUUCACCGUCGUAAUCCUCUUGCUCUGGAGAACAGUACUCCUCACACCCUUUAAGCUCAUCACAGUGUUCUUGCAUGAAGCAAGUCAUGCUAUUGCUUGCAAACUCACGUGUGGUCAGGUGGAGGGAAUCCAAGUCCAUGCAAAUGAGGGUGGUGUCACACAAACGCGUGGUGGUGUAUACUGGCUGAUAUUGCCUGCAGGAUAUCUUGGCUCAUCAUUCUGGGGAAUGACUUUGAUACUUGCAUCAACAAAUCUCCUCACUGCAAGAAUUGCUGCUGGUUGUUUAAUUUUUGCUCUGUUUGUGGUGCUCUGUAUUGCUAAAAAUUGGACACUCCGUGGACUUUGUAUCGGAUUCAUCAUUUUUCUUGCCUUAAUUUGGGUUCUGCAAGAAAUGACAACAGUUCGCAUCCUUCGUUACGUUAUUCUUUUCAUAGGUGUGAUGAACAGCUUGUUUUCAGUAUAUGAUAUAUAUGAUGAUUUAAUAUCUCGAAGAGUUAACUCCAGUGAUGCUGAGAAAUUUGCUGAAAUUUGUCCUUGUUGCAAUGGUGUUGGAUGGGGAGUCAUAUGGGGAAUGAUAUCAUUUACAUUUCUUUGUGGAUCAAUGUAUUUGGGUCUUGUCAUCUUAUCAUGAGGAUUAGAAUCUCGGGUUCAAACUCAUCUUGGGGUUGCAGAUAUAUCAUCAUGUUUCAUUCCAAAUUUUGUAGCCUGAUUCAAUUAUACUAAAAAGAUAUUUAUGACUUCAUUCUUUUAACCCUUUUUAUUGAGGGUUACAUGUGAUUAUUUUCAUAAUUUUUUAUAGGAGUUUUGUACUCGUAUCUAUUUUUUAUAUAGGAGCUGCAGAGUGAUUUAAACAUUUGGCAUGAUCUACGUAAUUCAAUGUAUUUUUAUAUAUAUUA
This is a messenger RNA of Cannabis sativa, 1409 nucleotides long. RefSeq lists its product as uncharacterized. The coding region runs from base 446 to 1144 and encodes 232 amino acids. The record is from RefSeq and is a predicted model, not a curated record. Lineage: Eukaryota; Viridiplantae; Streptophyta; Magnoliopsida; Rosales; Cannabaceae. The transcript is spliced from 10 exons.